GGCUAUUUUCCCGUUGCGCUGGCUAAGCUUUCCAUAUUGGGAGUUCCAUCGCUUGAAACCCUAGUGAAAUCCUUAGAUCUGAGAGACUUCUGGACUUUGAUUUGAUUUCAUUUCCAGUUGAUCUCCAUUUCCCUGAGAUCUAGAUGGGUUUUUUCAAAGACUUGAUUCUUAGGAAGAAGACCUCAGCCAAAGAUGCCCUCAGGGAAAGCAAGAGAGAGAUGUCAAUCGCUACACGAGGGGUGGAGAGGGAGAUUGCAGCUCUUCAACUAGAGGAGAAGAAGUUGGUGGCAGAGAUAAAGCAGACAGCAAAAACAGGAAAUGAGGCCGCAACACGGAUCUUGGCUCGUCAGCUUGUUCGACUUAGGCAGCAAAUCACUAAUCUUCAAGGAACUCGUGCGCAAAUACGAGGAGUGGCAACUCAUACACAGGCAAUGUAUGCUAGUACCUCCAUUUCUACUGGGAUGAAAGGUGCAAGUAAAGCAAUGAAAGCCAUGAAUAAGCAAAUGGAGCCAGCAAAGCAGGCUAAAGUCAUUAGAGAAUUUCAAAAGCAAUCAUCACAGAUGGACAUGACUAUUGAGAUGAUGUCAGAGUCUAUUGAUGAAACUUUGGACAAAGAUGAAGCAGAGGAGGAGACAGAAGAGCUGACCAACCAGGUACUUGACGAAAUUGGAGUCGGUGUUGCCUCCCAGUUAUCUUCAGCUCCUAAAGGUCGUAUUGCAACAACAAGGAAAGUUGAAAGUGUCUCAAGGAACACAGCUCCUGAGACUCCCGGUGUUGAUGAUCUAGAGAAAAGGUUUGCAUCCCUUCGGCGCAAUUGAUCAUCCCUAUGAUAGAGAUCGAAAUAUACAUGAUAUGUAUAGUUUCCAUAAUAUUACUAUUAAAAUUUUUCUUCUGUUGUUGAAUGCUGGUAAAACCUUUCACUGUUAUCCUGUUAUUGGUUUUUCCAACUCUGGUUUCUGCAGUCAGUGUUUACUGUUGCCAUAAAAUUGGAAGAAGGUAUGAUUGUAUCUCUAUUUUCUUCCUAUAAAUAGAAUCUCACUUGUGUUAAAUGAUAUGGUAGGUUUGUGAUUCCAACUUA
Messenger RNA from Dioscorea cayenensis subsp. rotundata (Guinea yam), 1078 nucleotides. Its product is annotated as vacuolar protein sorting-associated protein 2 homolog 2-like. Gene Ontology annotation, biological process: protein transport; late endosome to vacuole transport; endosome transport via multivesicular body sorting pathway. The record is from RefSeq and is a predicted model, not a curated record. NCBI's taxonomy places the organism in Eukaryota, Viridiplantae, Streptophyta, Magnoliopsida, Dioscoreales, Dioscoreaceae. Gene Ontology annotation, cellular component: ESCRT III complex; multivesicular body. The transcript has 11 exons. Bases 144 to 818 code for a protein of 224 amino acids.